AUGUCCUCCUUCACAAACCCAAUCAUCGCCGGCUUCUACCCCGAUCCAUCAUGCAUCCGCGUAAGGGAUGUUUUCUACAUGACCAACUCCAGCUUCCAGUUCUUCCCGGGCAUCCCUAUCCACAAGUCCGAGGAUCUGAUCAACUGGGAACUCAUCGGGAACGCUAUCAAUCGGCCCUCCCAAAUCUCCCUCAGUCAAGCAACAACAAAGAUAAACAAUGCAUCCCGCCGUGAGAUCUUCACAGGUGGCAUAUACGCCCCAACCAUUCGGCACCAUGAUGGCGUAUUUUACAUUAUAUGCACAAACCUCACCGGUGCAGCCGAUAUGCCAAGUAGCACGGAUUUCCACCCGUCGAACUUCAUCAUAACAGCCACGGACCUUUCAAGUCCAGAUUCCUAUAGCGAGCUCAUCUACUUCGAUUUCCAUGGUAUAGACCCGAGUCUCUUCUUUGAUAAGGACGGGAGGGUUUAUAUCCAGGGGAGCUGGAUCUAUGGAUAUAACCAGAAUCCUGCGACUGUGAUCCGGCAGGCGGAGAUUAAUGUUGCCACUGGACAGCUCCUCAGCGAGGCCAGGGAUAUCUGGUCCGGUGCAACCGGGAAAGUGCCCGAGGGUCCACAUAUCUAUCACAAGGAUGGAUGGUACUACCUGCUGAUUGCGGAGGGUGGGACUCACACUCGACAUAAAAUUACUAUGGCUCGGUCGCGAAGCAUUUGGGGUCCGUUUGAAAGCGAUCCAGCAAAUCCUGUGUUGACGGCUGAAGGGUCAAGUGAAGUUGUCCAGUGUGUGGGACAUGGAGACCUCGUUCAGGAUCAGGAUGGACAAUGGUGGUGUGUUAUGCUCGCGAGGCGGGAGUAUGGGAGUUCUUACCCGCUAGGAAGGGAGACGUUUAUGACGAGUGUUGAGUGGGUUGAUGGUGAAUUUCCUGUUUUCAAGGACGUGAAGAUUGAGCAGGGAACUGGACGGCAAGUUGCGAGAAAGGCUGGGGGGAAACGAUCUGUGGACCUUGAUCUGAAGUCGCCCGCGACUUUGUAUCUGCGAACACCGCACUUGGAGAAUUAUCGCCAGGACGGGGAUGAGAUUGCCCUUACGGCCACUGACGCUGGCUUAGGGGCGCCUGAUGGGACGAUGACAUUCGUUGGAAGGCGACAGACAAGUCUAGACUCUACCGCUAGUGUUACAAUCAUACUGAGCAGUGCGGUCAGCAAAGAUGUAUCCUGUGGAUUGACGCUGUACAAGGAUGUCUUUCGGUACGCAGCGAUCGAGUAUAGGACCCACAGCUCGACUUUGGCGCUGGUGGUUCAAGAAGCUGGACAGCCAGUCACCACACUGUCUUCACACCCGCUACAGGAUGCUGUAUCGAUUCGUUUGUCGAUAAUAUCAACCGUCGAGGCAUAUAAAUUCGGAGCCCAAAUUUGCUUUUCCAGUGUUCCGACAAAAGACAUCGCGUUGGGAGAGGUACCUUGCUCCGCUAUGAGCGGUGAUGAUUUCACAGGAACUGUUUACGGAAUAUUUGCGUGUGGUGAUGGCAGCUCUGUGAUCUUCCGAGAUUUUGAGAUUGAAUCUGGAUAA
This is a messenger RNA of Aspergillus caelatus, 1569 nucleotides long. RefSeq names its product glycosyl hydrolase. The transcript is spliced from 2 exons. Bases 1 to 1569 code for a protein of 522 amino acids. Gene Ontology annotation, molecular function: hydrolase activity, hydrolyzing O-glycosyl compounds. NCBI's taxonomy places the organism in Eukaryota, Fungi, Ascomycota, Eurotiomycetes, Eurotiales, Aspergillaceae. The record is from RefSeq and is a predicted model, not a curated record. Gene Ontology annotation, biological process: carbohydrate metabolic process.